AUGGUUAAAUUAAACAAUGACAGAGAAUAUUGUUCUCUUUUAAAAAAAUUAGAAAAUGCUAAAAGAAUUUACAAAUCUUCUCCAGAAAAAAUAACUGGAAUUUGUUUGGAAUUGGCUGAAUAUCUUCGGAACAGUUUACUUUUAAUUAAUGAAUCUGAAAAACGAUAUAAUGAAGUAAUUUUGUGGGGAAAGGAGGAUGAAAGUUGUUCUGUUGAUUGUUCGUUGGCUUACAGGAAUCUUGCAGAAAUUGCUAUAGAAAAAGGAGACUUUGAUUCUGCCGUUGAUAAAAUAAACAAAUCUCUAGAUUUUGCUUAUACUUCAGAAAAUCCAUCAAUUAUUCAACAAUCACUUCAUCAACGUGCACAUAUUUGUUUGUCUUGUGAACUUCCCAAAAAGCAUUCAAUCGAAAUAAAUGAUCAAAAAAUUGAUGGAGAUUCGUCUUGUAGAAUGGCCCAAUUGCAAAAUUUAAUUGCUGCCAUUUAUUUAGAAUUACACGUUUCUGAUAAUUUUCAUGAAUAUGAUUAUGACAAAAAAGGAUUAGAAGCAAAUGAGGAAGCUAUGAAUUUUGCAACAAAAAAUAAUGAUUGGGCUCUUUGUUAUCGAAGUCUUUUAAUUAAAUUAAAUUUCACAAAUGGAAAAGAACGACAACAAAUUGCAGAGUCAAUGUGUACAAUUGCUUCGAAAAUUGUUCCAAAAAAUGCAGAUGAAAGGCGGUUUAAAAAGGAAAGCAAAUGCCAUUUAGCUUUGGAAAAAUUUCGUCAAAUGGAUGGAGAAACAUUAAUUUCUGCAAAAAGAUUACUUUGGAGAUGUUUUGAAGAUUUUGAGAAACAGCCAGAUUCUAUUUCUGCCGAUUUAGCUUCUGACUUGAAAAAUGCGUUGAUUUUUUCUUAUAAAACCGAACAAAGGGAAAAGAAAGCGAAUAAUCUCGACUCGAAAGACAAUUCUAAAAGACGUCGAGCACAAAUGGUAUUAUUCGAAAAAAUUGGAGAUGAAGCAUCAAAAUUGGAAUUUAAUGAAAUUGCUUUGCGUUAUUAUAAUAAAAUGAUGAAAUGUUGUGAUUCUGCUGAUGAUCAAAGAAAAGCUUGGAUUUCAAUGGCUGAAACUGCUAAAGAUUGUGGAUUAUGGGAAAGAUGUGUUCAUUUUUAUGAACAAGCAAGAAAAUGGGAAAAAGAAUUGGGAUAUGAUGAUGAAAAGCUUCUCGAAACCGACAUUUCAAUCGCCCUUGCAUACAUAAAAGUUGAGCAAAUUUCUUUGGAAGAACGUUUGGAAAAAAUUAAAAAAGUUUAUAAUGAUUGUUCUAUACCUAAAUAUAAGUUUGCAUUAUUACCCGAAUUUAUUAAAUUUCUGAAGUCUAACAAUUUAUAUUCAACUGAAAAGAUAGCUAAAAUGAGAAGAGAAAGACUUUCAUUAGAAAAUUCUUUGGCUGAAAAUGAUGAAGGGCGGAAAGAAAAUGAAUUAAUAGAAGACUCUACUUCUAAUUUUACAGAUGAAUUUGAUGAAAUGAAUGAAGAGCAAAUAAUUUUUGAAAUUAGAGGUAAUAUUAAAUAA
Meloidogyne enterolobii is the source of this 1548-nucleotide messenger RNA. NCBI's taxonomy places the organism in Eukaryota, Metazoa, Nematoda, Chromadorea, Rhabditida, Meloidogynidae. The record is from the annotation of a GenBank genome assembly.